This is a messenger RNA of Corticium candelabrum, 1483 nucleotides long. Its product is annotated as F-box/WD repeat-containing protein 9-like. The coding region runs from base 14 to 1387 and encodes 457 amino acids. The record is from RefSeq and is a predicted model, not a curated record. Gene Ontology annotation, molecular function: protein binding. The transcript is spliced from 9 exons. Lineage: Eukaryota; Metazoa; Porifera; Homoscleromorpha; Homosclerophorida; Plakinidae.
GCGAGCCAGACAGAUGGAAUCCGCAAGUCAAAAAACCGAUUGCCGCCACUCCGGCCUUCAAUUCACUCAUGACGGCGAUUCUCAAAUUUCUAACAAAAUAAGAUCCGUUUCAAACGGUGAAUCGACGUCCGUCGUUAAUUCUAUCGAAUUCGACGUUUCUAGCGACAAAAAUCGUGGGAGUUCUUCUGUCAAUAUUUUGAGUCUUCCUCCGGAGCUUCUCGUUAGAAUUUUGGAGUUCGUUCCAGCUCGACAUGCGAUUCUGUUCGUCUCUUUGGUUUGUCGUCAGUUUUGGUUGUUGCUAUCGUCUCAUUCAUGGUGGAAAUUGCGAUAUGGCGCGCUGUGUGGGAGCAGGAGGGAUGACGUGGUUUCUGACGUCAGUGCAUUUGAUUGCAGGCAGAGCUGCGGCUGGAGGAAUGCUUGUGUUGAGAGAGAAGAUGCCAUUAAUUUGUGGGGAUCAACUGAAGUGAUGGAGAACAGCUGUUAUCAUUUGUUAGGUCACUAUGCUCCUAUCGAUUGUGUGAAGCUGUUGUCUGGGAAAGGAAAGCAACUGUGCUUGUCAGGUUCUAGAGACAGAUCAGUCAACGUGUGGGAUUUAGAUUUGAUAAGUCGUAAUGAGAAUUUUAAAGGAAACAAUCAGGCAGUAAUUGCAACAUGUGCAGGACACAAGGGUUGGGUUUGGUGCUUCGCUUCUCACUGGCCAGAAACUAACGUCGUUUGCUCAGGGGGUUGGGACAGUCAAGCUCGACUGUGGAGCCUCACCGAUUCCAAUCUCACUUUGCUCAGGGAUAUAAGGCAUUCUAAUAUAGUCUUAAGCUUAAACAUGCCAGAGCCCAAUGUUCUAAUCUCUGGAAGCGCUGACAACGAGACGAGACAUUAUGACCUUCGAGGUUCGGGUUGCUUGACUAGGACGGUUAGGAGUCAUCGAAUGCCAGUCUUGUGCUUGCAGACGACUGACAAGUUUGUCAUCAGUGGUAGCAGUGAUAAGACGAUAGCGAUUUGGGAUCGAAGAGCCGAUUGCGAGUACAAGAAGAUACAGGUACCGUUUACUGUACUUUCGUUGCAUUAUGGAUAUGGUCUGCUUCGAGCUGGAUGUUCGGAUGGUUCUGUUUAUACGUUCGUAAGAGAUGACUUUCAGCUGGUAGAAUCCUGUACGCGACACGAUAACAAAGUAACAGGAAUCUGUCACAACCUCGGCAUGACAGUCACGUGCUCAACAGACUCUACCAUCAAGAUAGCAGAGCCAUGCAUUGACCCACAAGUGAUGUGUUCAAUGGAAAACAGCGGCUGUCAAUUUGCAUCUCUUGAUUUCAAUGGGUCGUGUCUUGUUGCUGCCGGCGGUGGAAAGACAUCGAUGAAGUUGUACAAGCCUGCUGGUCGAUUUCAUUGAUUGAUUGUAACACGUACAGUGCUGUGAAUGUAUUGGAAAUGUUAGAUCUGUCUAUGUUUGCCUCAUCAGAGAUAGAAGAAGAUGUACAUACUAUAA